UAAUGAAUAUAUAUAGGUAACAAAAUGAAAUCAUUUGUUUAUAAAGAGUAACAGAAGUGUUUCUUCAAAAUGGAUUAUGAUGACUUCCAAAAACCAUACAAACAACGUUUUAAGGGUGUUGAAAACUUUUUACGUCGAGUGGCUUUCAACUUAGGCAAUACUGCGUCACAGACAGAGGUGAAAAUUAUAUCAUGUAUUCCAAUAGACGUAACCGACCUGCAACAAAAGAUUAUCAGUCUAGAAAAGCAAUUACACGAAGCUAAUGAGCAUGUUUCUCCUGCUGAUGUUCCUGCUCCUGCUUCUGCUCCUGCUCCUGAUCCUGCUCCUGCUCCUGCUCCUGCUCCUGCUGCUCCUGACACUGCUCCUGCUCCUACUGAUAAAGCGAACGAAAAAUCAGAAAAUAUUCCCAAUAAUAAUAAACCUUCCAAUGGUGUAAAUUCAGCUCAGAGAAACGGAACAGGCUUCAAUAAGAGGUCUAGUACGGUAUCCUAUUGCACCAGUAGACAAAACGACAAAGUUAGGUCAUCACAAUUUGGGUCAUACAGUGGAGAUUAUUCUUCCAGAAUAAGGAAGUCGAAUGUCUCUUUUGUUUUUCCGGCCCUAACAACACCCAACAAUAAACACGAAUAUGAGUUUAAUAUUCGUGAAAAUUGUAAUAACGAUAGUACUGCUGCUUUUGAUCGUUAUAGAAAUAUCUUCAGAAAACGAAAAAGAAAAAAUAAUUGCAAGGGUAGUAAUAAAAUGAAAACACAUCUAGUAUACUACGCGCAUCAUACGGCUCAUAACCCUUUUAAAAUAACCGACGAUUCCUUAAAAUACAACGGCGCUAUAAGUAACAACGACGAAGUAUGUAUAUCUUAUUUAAAUAAGAUUAUUCGAAGACAGUAUGAUCCUAAUGAGGUUGUAGAAGAGUUUUCUAAUACGAGUAAUUUUUCAAGACCUAUAUGUAGAGAUGUUGGUAACACUCAUAAAAAUAUGAGUAAAUACGAAUCAGAAUCUGAUACAUGCUCUUGUUGCCAUGACAAAUUUCGGAACAUCGACCAUUACAUGACCAAAGGUGAUUAUGACUCAAUAAUGACAAAACUACAUACAUCUCUAGAUAACACUAGCUCUUAUUACGAUUCCAAUCACUACGACGUAAUACCUGUUAAAGAAAAUAGUAAUAAAACGUUAAAAAAUAAUAAUGAACAAAAAUUGGAAAAUGAAAUGAGUGUGGAAAUGAAAUGCUGGCCUGAACAUUUACGAACGAAACAAAAAUUUCAGCCUUAUUUAUAUAACUAUCAGGCUGAAAUACCGGUUAAACGGCGUACUAACAAAAUAUUACAAGAUAUGUUCUUGAGAGGAACAAAUCAAUCUGUUAAGCCAAGUAAAAAAAAGGAAAAUACAAGAGUGCCAAAUCAACAGACAGGUAGUGUCACGUCUAAAAGUUGUUGUAUUGAUUUUAGUGACGUAUAUCCAAAAAAAUGUCCCCGACCCACUAAAUCGCGAAAAAUCGAAAAUCUUACAAUAUCGCAAAAACAUGAAUCAGUUGCCACAGACGAGAUAGUUAACAAAUUGAAUGUUAAUAAUCAAAGCACACAAUUAGAUAUAAAUAAAGUUGAGGAUUAUAGAGAGCUAACAUUAAGCCAGAUAAAGACUAUAUUGCAAUCUGUUUUAGAAGAAGUGAAAAUAAGUACCAAAGUUAAUAAUACUUCGGAUGAAGUAAUAAAAAAAGAUGCUGUCGUUCAAAAAGGUGCAUCACAGAACAGCCUGCCGGGUGAUUCCACCUUUCUUCACAGCUACACUUACAAUAACUCUUACAACACAAACUCUCAGCUUGCUUCUUGUUCAAAACAAACACCUCAGAGCCCAUACGGUGUCACUGGCGUUCCCUACCAACCUCUUAAAUGCUUACAAAACUAUCCUGUGUUUAUACAACCUGCGCCAGGAAGACAUAUGUGUGCUUGUUACUAUAAGAAAAGUUCUUACAAGCCACAAACAAGACAUGCUAUGACUGCGGCUACUAAUACUGACAGGGAACAAAUAUCGAGCAGCAGCGAGACUGAAAAACUUAUUAAAGAAAUAUAUAAAUCAAUGGCCAUAAACAUGGACUUUCCUAAUAAAGACAGUUCAAAAAGCGAAUGCAAUGAUCUUAAGCCAUCUAAUAACGUUUCUUCCAACACAAUAGAAGUUAAAAAUAUAGGAGUUUCAAACAAGAUAGAUAUUAAAGUUGAUGCUAAGGUUUCUCCUAUUCAGUCAUAUUUAAGCCAAACAAAGAUAGGAUACGAAUCGAAACAAGGAAUUCAUUUAAAUAAUAAUGAGAGAUACUGCGAGAGAGAAAGAUUCAAAUUUCACAGUGUUCACAGUUCGGAUUCCAUCGCAGAAGUUGAAAAUGAAACUGAUGACUCAAGCGAUGAAACCGACAGCGUAGAGACAUUGGUAUUAGAAGAGGAAUAUAAACAGGACAGAAAAACGAAGAAAGGUUUCUUCAACAGAAUGCUAAAAUCAGUCAACUUAUUUAAAAAGAAAAAAGAAAUGCCGACAGAAAAGGAAGUAAGUGACUCCGACGAUUAUGAAACCGUCUAUAGUGAAAAAUCUGCAAAUGUGUCACCGAGCCGUUAUAAAAAAGCUAAAACAAUAGCUCCAUAUGAUCGCGCUAGGACCAAGCGAUCCCCAUAUUUGGAACAAGAAUUCAGGCGGCAGUGGAACGAAGGGUUAGCGUUCCGCGAACAGCGAGAAAGUAUAUGUUCUUCAGAGAGGCCAAAUGUGACACAUUCAAACCAAAUUCCUACAAGACCGUUAUAUUGGACGGACUUCGAAGCGAGAAAUGCAGCCGUUUAUCACAAAACACCAACUCAAUAUAGAACGAACGAUGCCAUCAGACAAAAUGAGAUUGGUAUUCAACAAAAUGUCGCCAAGAAUAGUAAAAACAAGGAGAGACUCGGGUGGCUUAAGAAACACAAACUCGGAGUCAACUGCGGCGAACAAUGGAAGAAGUUCAUCCUUGAGAGUUGAUAAGUAUCCUAAAUUGUCGCGUCGAAUGUUAACAAUUGUUAAAUUGCGUGUUUUUACUGUUUUGUUAAAUAAAAGUCUUUUAUAUUUUA
Molecule: messenger RNA, 3083 nt
Organism: Vanessa atalanta (red admiral)
Lineage: Eukaryota; Metazoa; Arthropoda; Insecta; Lepidoptera; Nymphalidae
Exons: 4
Coding region: 70-2994 (974 amino acids)
Source: RefSeq, a predicted model, not a curated record